Colletotrichum abscissum is the source of this 213-nucleotide messenger RNA. RefSeq lists its product as uncharacterized. The record is from RefSeq and is a predicted model, not a curated record. The transcript has a single exon. NCBI's taxonomy places the organism in Eukaryota, Fungi, Ascomycota, Sordariomycetes, Glomerellales, Glomerellaceae. The coding region runs from base 1 to 213 and encodes 70 amino acids.
AUGUCUCGCACGAGCACAUCAAAGGAUCACGGGCACAAGGUCCCCGUGUUGCCCUGCUCCCAGCCAUCGGAUCACACUACAACUGUCCCGGCAUCACGCAAGACUCCCAGCCCUGCCAGCCACAACAUGUGGUCGAAGAGGUCAUCCAAAGUUGAACGAGACAUAGAGAAGAACCGCGACUACUGCAGGGUUCUGGCCCGACGACCCGACUAA